Messenger RNA from Aureobasidium vineae, 984 nucleotides. NCBI's taxonomy places the organism in Eukaryota, Fungi, Ascomycota, Dothideomycetes, Dothideales, Saccotheciaceae. The record is from the annotation of a GenBank genome assembly.
AUGAACCAUGAGUCCGCCUCGUCGCUCCCGCUCGACGAUGCGACCCGGAGAGAGCGUGUCCAGCGCAACAAGGCCACCUUCAACAAGAAGCGAGAUGCCUUUCUGCAAGACGUCCUGCGCAACAUCGACCUCCUAAUCUAUGCCGAGCUCUCUGCAGUCUACUACAUGGAGUACGCCAUGACCCAAUUCAUCCUGUCCGGACCUCCUGCUGACUGGACCGCAGCUNGCUCCUUCACGCGUUUCCUCGUCCGAGCCGUCAUACAAUUCAUCUUUCUAACACCCAAGCCCGCUUUCCUCCCCGAGCCUCCCCAUCCCAGGCCUUAUCUUGUGGCCAUCUUUGGCUCCAACCUGUUGAUCAUCCUCUUACACAUCGUCCUCGCUCGCCCCGAAGCUGGCGAGGCUACCAGAGGCUAUCUACAUGGCGGUCUGGCUAUGGACUUUGUUGGCCAAAAGGGCCCCACCUCAAAGUUUCAUCUGGUCUUGCUGGAUCUUCUGAUACUGCUCAUGCAGCUUGUCCACCUGGCUGCAACUACAACUCGUCAACGAGUCAAACAGCAGACCUCUGCUACCACCACCCCUCCAACAGCAAUCCAAAAUCAUGACUUCGAGGAGCGAGGCCAGCUCAGAUCUGACCAUCAGCCAGUCGACCAAGAGUUGCAUUCGCUGAAUCCGACCCAUGACGCCUCUGAAACCACCGAGUCACCGGAUCAGCCAGACGCAGAGUCCGACGAGAGACAGGCCUUGUUGGCAUCGACGGCACCGCGCACAGACUCGUACAUCUUCGACGCCUUCAACAGCGGCGAGAUUAUGAUUGCCCAUCUAAAUCUCUUUGAUGUGAUCAAAACACAGCUCAAGGAGAUGCGUGACCCCGUUCAGCCCACAAGCACGGCUCCUUCCACGAGCGGUGGUCUACGUGCUAGGCUAGCGGACCGUAGUGCCUUUUUUCGUAUGCGGAUCGGUGGUGACCGUAUUUUCAGUGUCUAG